Molecule: messenger RNA, 822 nt
Organism: Microsporum canis CBS 113480
Lineage: Eukaryota; Fungi; Ascomycota; Eurotiomycetes; Onygenales; Arthrodermataceae
Product: 2,4-dihydroxyhept-2-ene-1,7-dioic acid aldolase
Exons: 5
Coding region: 1-822 (273 amino acids)
Cellular component (GO): cytoplasm
Molecular function (GO): aldehyde-lyase activity
Source: RefSeq, a predicted model, not a curated record
AUGGCUUCUACUAUGCAAGCUGCAAAUCGAAUCCAGUCCAUUCUCAAGGCUGGGAAGACGGCAUACGGCGUAUGGCAGAUGUUUCCCGGAGCCAACCUGUCGCGGGUGAUGGCGAGAUGCGGGUUCGACUGGAUUCUCGUUGAUACUGAACAUGGAAAUAUCGACGGUACUCUCUCUCUCUCGGUCUCUAUAUUUGCUAAUGCCCAGAUGCAUGAAGCUGUAGGAGCAAUUGCAGCUAUAGGCGUCAGCCCUAUUGUCAGGACUGUAGCCAACGAAGGAUGGAUGGUCAAACGUGCGCUUGACGCUGGAGCUCAUGGGAUACUUGUUCCACUCCUUGAAACGGCCGAUGAUGCAAGGAAACUAGUCCAAUCUGCCAAAUUUCCUCCGGUUGGUAAGAGGGGAUUUGGAGGUCCGUUUGCUAUGGGAUCGAUUGGCGAUGUGACGCCGAUAGAAUAUCUACAGCACGCGAACGACUCUCUAAUAACAGCAGUACAGAUAGAGACCAAGUCCGCCCUUGACAACGUCGAAGAAAUUGCCCAGGUACCAGGCAUCGAUGUACUAUUCGUCGGACCAUGGGACCUUGGGAAUAAUAUUGGCCGGCCAGUGCUCACGGCUGAGUUCCACCCUGACCUUGAAGUAGCCAUCGAACGGAUUCGUAAAGCAGCAACAGAUAAUGGGAAGAAGGCUGGAAUAUACUGCCCGUCGGGGGAGUUCGCGAAGAAGUAUAUUGACCAGGGAUUCAACAUGGUCUCUGUCAUUUCCGAUGUCACCGCACUUCCUAUCUUCCUCAGCCAGACCCUGAAAGUAGCAAGGGGGGAGUAG